AUGCUGAAGGAUCUCGGGCUCCUCGGACACCGUCCGAACAUAGCGUGGCUUCAAUUUCUUCGAUGAAGAUUCUGCUUCUGCAGGAUCAAACAGGAUGCACGCCAGUCUUAGCUGCAUCCAUCUCCCUGUUUUAGCCUCUUCCAUCAUGGAUCUCAGCCUCUGCGGCUACUUGUCCACCACUAGGAUUUUCGCCCACUACAGGACCAACCCGCUAACCGGAUCGGGCGAAUCGAGGCAAUCUUAUACGAAGGCUGCAGAGGCCAAGCAUUCCUCACACCAUGGGGGCCAAAUGAUGUUGUCUCGGGGCAUGGAUGGAUAGUUUACGCAGGA
Aspergillus saccharolyticus JOP 1030-1 is the source of this 330-nucleotide messenger RNA. RefSeq lists its product as uncharacterized. The record is from RefSeq and is a predicted model, not a curated record. Bases 95 to 319 code for a protein of 74 amino acids. The transcript has a single exon. Lineage: Eukaryota; Fungi; Ascomycota; Eurotiomycetes; Eurotiales; Aspergillaceae.